This is a messenger RNA of Aspergillus novofumigatus IBT 16806, 1555 nucleotides long. RefSeq names its product questin oxidase family protein. NCBI's taxonomy places the organism in Eukaryota, Fungi, Ascomycota, Eurotiomycetes, Eurotiales, Aspergillaceae. The record is from RefSeq and is a predicted model, not a curated record. Gene Ontology annotation, molecular function: oxidoreductase activity. The transcript is spliced from 4 exons. Bases 211 to 1440 code for a protein of 409 amino acids.
AAAAAUACUCCCAGCAUUAUCUACCCGACUGCUGACAUCUCAUCCAUAACGACAAGUUUCACAAACUUUCAAUCGGAUUUGACUUCCGGUUUAACAAAUCCGGAGCAAAAAUCCCAUUGUCCAUCGACUCACUGAGUCACCCGGAUACUGGAACUGCAACCUCAACAUAAAGCCCCACAUCUAUACUAGCUUCCACCACCAACAAUAACCAUGCUCUCAUUCUCUUUACCCUCCUUCAGUUUCCUCCCAUCUUGGAAACGCCAGACGGUCUUCGACAUCCCACCAGUGAAGAUCCAUGAGACCGACACAGCCCACGAAAAGCCCGCCAGGGCCUUGAAGCACCUGCUCAAACUGAACCACGCGAAUCACGCCAUCCUGUACAACGAGCGGAAAUUCCACAACCAUGCCCCUCAUGCUCUGAGUUCAGCGUUUCUGCAAGGUGCGGACGCGGAUGAUCUGAAUCGAGUGUAUGAGGCCGAGUCGAAGACGCUGGAGCCGUGGGUUGAUUCUCCGGGGGAGAUCAGCACGUAUGACUGGCGGGAUUAUCUUGGACGGCGGGAGUACCAGCGGGCGUUUGUGGAUUUCUUUGAGGACGAGCUUGUGCGGCAUGGGUACGACUGGAAGAAGGUCGUGGCGGAUUAUCUGUUCUCCGGCAAGGAGCCACUGUUUAGUUCGCUUGUUGCUGAUCUUGGGCAUCCGUUGAUUCAUCUGGGUUAUGCCUUUGAGAUGUCGAGUCGGGAGGUCGCUAUGGAGGCGUUGGGUCUUGCGGCGACUUGCUACAACGACAUACACAAGUACAUUGAUGAUUCGUCCUAUUCUAAGGCGGAAUCGUCGUACCGAUCUACUUCGCUUUUUGAGAUCCUAGCCAAAGUUCGGGCUGAUAAGCGCUUUAAAGGGCUGUUUGCAACACCGGGGGACCAUAACCUGGAGACUCUGUUCCGGCACCACGAGGCGGCCCUACUUGACCAUUGGAACGCUUGGAAGAUUGAGGAUCCUGUGCCUCAGUUCCGUGAGAGCCAGCAACUCGCUGCUGCCUUGCUCACUGCUACACCCGCGGAUCCCUCAGAGAAAUACGACUUCUUCCUCGUCCAUAUCCUUACCACCAGCCAUGCGGUCCGAAUCUUACUGCCGUUGAUUCCUGCGCGGUUUCAAGUCCCGCUCGUCAGGCAGUGGUGGCUGAUGACGCUGGCUGUGUACAUCGCCCAGCUCAGACCAGAGAUCGAUCUUGACCGAAUUCGAAAUUACGGCCUGCAAGGAAGAGACUGGAAAUGGACCGCCAAACAAGCGGUCAAGAGCAAGCAUUCUACGGAUGCACAUUAUGUCAAAGCUCUGCGUGCUAUGCGGGAGGCUGCGGCAACAUGGGGAGACUCGGAUGAGCUUUAUCUGAAGGCAGCUGUAAAAUUUGCAGAGCAGUUCGACGGUUGGGGAGGGUUUGUAUAAGGGGCUGUGUCAGUGCUUGGUUUUCUUCAGCGUUUGUAUUACUAUGAACUUUCAAGCUGGGUAAUUGCUGUCCACGACGAUCUAAAAUGCUUAAUCUAGUCAGUUAUGGAAUCAC